UAUAGUUUGGUAAAAUAAUAUUGUGCCAAUAAAUAACGAUGAAAUUGAGAAAAUACUGACUGCGAGCAAUUAAAGUGCGAAUAAAUGGAUCGAGUACGAGUUACGGAAAAAUGUGACUUUUUUCACGUUUAGAAUUCGUUCCACCGUAAGAUAAUAAGCCGCGAGCUCAAGUGUAUUUCUUUCUCAUCGAUGUUUUUACUGAUGCCUCUGAAAUUUUCAUAAUUCGUAAUUCAUUCUAGACAUGUGAAUACGUGAAAGAGUGCUCAGUGGUUUUGUCGAAUGAAAAUUUAGGCGCACUGAAAAAACAAAUUUUCAGUCGCAGCGGGCACGAAGAACAAAGACUGUCCAAUUCUCGGAACGGUUCCUGGACUUUUGGGGUGUUGUAAGGUCGACAGCUUCUUGCUCAAUAUAUCCGCGUCAACGGACGUGGCACGUUUAACAACGAGAAAAAAGUUACUAUUUGCACGUACGCGGAACACACCUCUGCACACGUUUGUGCGAUGUAUAAAUUUUUCAGUGCCCAUACGUAACAUCGCCGAGUCCCCUAAACGUGAAGUAAAUUUUUCUCGUAAUGAUCCUAAAAUAACUUGACGGUUAUCGUCUCCGUAAUUGUCUUAUUUUUUAUUAAUAAUACCGCCAUUCGAAUGGAGAAUUUUUCAAUCAAAUUUUAACCCUAAUAAUCACAAAUUCAUACUGAGAAAAGGAAUUCGUGGGUUCGGAGAACUUUUGUUCGAUCAUGAAAUCGUACUUUUUCAAAGUUCGACAAAUUAUUAGUCGUUCCAGGAGAUGCCACGGCACGUUCCCGAGGUCGCGUAAAGGGGUCCAAAAUCCCUCGAAAAUAUUAACAGUGCGCGUGAAUCGAGCAAGCUUUAAUUUUCAAAUAUUAACUGCUUCGGACAAUGGAGAUUGUCAAAACAGUGAGUGAGAUAAGACGGAGCUUUCACCGAAGUAUUUUAACGACAUUGGGGUCUCGCUUGACAGUUCAACAGUGCAAUCUCUGCUCGAAACUCCGACUCUUAUAAGCGAAGUUGAGCAGUCAGCCAUAGACCAAGAUGAGGAAGAUAUUUUUCAAUGCGGCAAGUGCAAAAGUCAAUUUACAUCUUUGCACAUGUUUCUACUACACAAGAGAGAACACCUGAAAGUACAAGAGCAAACUGUAGAUCUGAGUCAGUAUUUGGUCAACGAAGACAGCCAAGUUGACGUCAAUGCACAAGAUCCGUGUCAGAAUGGUAUUCCGUACGAUCCGCAGGAAGGAUUUGUUCAAAGUGAUCAGCUAGCCGAGUCCAUCAUUCUCGAGGAGACCGAUAUGUUGUUUAGCAUGGAUCAGGAAGGUGCAAAUUAUCUGACCCAAGACUCAGGCUUUGGAGUGCCUAUAAUCCUCAGUACUGAAAAUCUCGAAGAUGCUUUCUCCGAUCCAGCUGAAAAUACAGAAACGGAUUCACUGAUGAAUGAAAACAAAGAACCAGGCCCAACUUUGCACAGCGAUCUCAAUCAGAAUGAGACUGUUUUUGAAGUAUCUUCGAAUCAUGACAUGGUCCCGAUAGAAAAUGGAUUGGAGAACGUUAUUGAGAAUCAUGACGAACAAACCGAAGAAGAGGACAGCAACGUUGGCCAAAUGCAGAAUUUAAAAUACAAAUGUGGCUAUUGCGACAAACAGUUUGCCAAGAAAUUUUAUUGGCAACAACACGAGCGGUCGCACACUGGCGAAAAACCUUACCAGUGUGUGGUCUGCGGCAGAGCAUUUGCCCAGAAAUCUAACGUCAAAAAGCACAUGUCUUCGCACAAAGUUUGGCCAGGAACUGCAAUACACUCUCUACCGCCGGAGGCACCACCGGACGGAAGUAUCGACCGUACCUAUCACUGUCAAUUCUGCAAAGAGAUUUUCGACUCGUACAAAGCCCUCAAGGGUCACUUAAUCGUUUCUCAUUUGACGCUAAAAGUUUACAAAUGCGUUCAAAGUAGCUGCAGCAUGAUGUUCGCCGAAUUGGACGAUUUUCUCGAGCACACCAAGAGCCACAAACGUUCCGAGUACCGAUGCCACGUGUGUGGUGAGAUUUUCAACACGCUCUCCGAUCUUGGACUCCAUCAGUACACCCAUUCCGUCCAAAAACAAAAAACUACGGAAAAGUAUUAUUGCUGUUCAGUCUGCAAAUCAUCUUUUUCUAAUCUUGAGGCGUUGCAACACCAUACGGAGACCACGACUCACGAUUAUGCCUGCCCUCACUGCGGCAAAAGCUUUUUGAUCGAAAGAUUUUUACGAAGACAUCUCAAAACUCACGUCUCUUCGGCUCGUUUCGCCUGCGACGAUUGCGGCAAGGCUUUCAAAACCGAACAGUAUCUCGCUAAUCACAAACUAAUACACAGCGAGGAAACCCCAUUCAUGUGUCCGCAAUGCCCUGCAAGAUUCAAGAGAAAAGAUCGCUUAGGACGUCACAUGCUCAUUCAUGACCUGACGAAAAGACUCAAGUGUCCGUUUCGCGGUUACUUGGGUUGCAUGAGCGAAUUUUCACGCCCGGACAAACUGAAGAGACAUCUUUUAACUCAUAGUAACAUCAAGCGGUUCAGUUGUAGUCAUUGUAAUCGUAAUUUUCAUCGGGCCCAAGCUCUUAAGCAUCACGAACUCAACAAACACAACCUCAAGUGUGACAUAUGCUCACAUGCAUUUAAAACGAAGGAUCAACUAAUAACGCACAAUUGUGACCAAGCAAUGGAGACAAAAAAACAUGCGAGCUCGCAACUCCCAAAAAAAGCUUCCGGAACGUUCAAGCCACGAAAACCGACGCCAAAGAGACAAAUGAAAUCGGCAAGUGGCAUCGCGGAAAAGGAGAAAUCAAAACCUGAUGAUAUACAAAAAAAGAUGAUUUUGGAAGAUAUAAAAAUGAGCGAUUACGAAGACGAAGGGUGUGACAAGAGACUGGAAAAUUUUACAAUAACCCGAGAGAUCGGUUCAACGAUGGAGUCACUCAUGAAUUCGGACUCGUCGGACUCUGAGGAGGUCAAGCCAGAGAUAAAUGUUUUUUCCUCCGAACAAAUCGACGCUGUCGCGUAAUUCAACUUUUUCACUUUUACGUAUUUUUUAUCAAUAUUACUAUUAAAAAUAGUACGUAGCAUUUAGAUAUUAAGUAAACGUAGCACGUGCAAUCGAUAGAAUCAAUAACCUAAUGAUAAAAUCAUUCGCCGAAAGAAACAAAGCGAAGACAUGAAAAUGCAUUUUACAAUAGCGGACCGAUAUUUUGUAGUUUACGUAUCUGUGAUAAUUGUAAUAUACAAAAAGAAAAGAAUACAAUAUAAGUAACUUAUACCCAA
Messenger RNA from Venturia canescens, 3306 nucleotides. RefSeq names its product zinc finger protein 341-like. Gene Ontology annotation, molecular function: DNA-binding transcription activator activity, RNA polymerase II-specific; RNA polymerase II cis-regulatory region sequence-specific DNA binding. The record is from RefSeq and is a predicted model, not a curated record. NCBI's taxonomy places the organism in Eukaryota, Metazoa, Arthropoda, Insecta, Hymenoptera, Ichneumonidae. The coding region runs from base 1109 to 3049 and encodes 646 amino acids. Gene Ontology annotation, biological process: regulation of transcription by RNA polymerase II. The transcript has 9 exons. Gene Ontology annotation, cellular component: nucleus.